Sorex araneus (European shrew) is the source of this 1408-nucleotide messenger RNA. RefSeq names its product zinc finger protein 277 (gene ZNF277). The record is from RefSeq and is a predicted model, not a curated record. Bases 48 to 1394 code for a protein of 448 amino acids. NCBI's taxonomy places the organism in Eukaryota, Metazoa, Chordata, Mammalia, Eulipotyphla, Soricidae. The transcript is spliced from 12 exons.
UACUCGCCCCGCCCCCUAGCCCCGCCCCUUUUACUCUCGCUCUAGUCAUGGCUGCUCCCAAGACCUUGGGGGAUGCUACCAAAGUAGACCCUGAUAGCAGCCGUCUGGGAGCCGGGGAUGUCAGUUAUGAAGAUAGUAAGGAUUGUAUCCUGGAACCACUUUCCCUGCCAGAAAGUCCAGGUGGCACCACUGCUUUGGAAGGUUCUCCAUCUGUGCCUUGUAUUUUCUGUGAAGAACAUUUUCCUCUGGCUGAACAGGACAAACUUCUCAAACACAUGAUUAUUGAGCAUAAGAUGGUCAUAGCUGAUGUCAAGUUGGUUGCUGAUUUCCAAAGGUACAUUUUAUAUUGGAGGAAACGGUUCACUGAACAGCCUAUUACAGAUUUUUGUAGUGUGAUAAGAAUCAAUUCCACAGCUCCAUUUGAAGAACAAGAUAAUUAUUUUUUGUUAUGUGAUGUUUUACCAGAAGAUCGAGUAUUAAGAGAAGAGCUUCAGAAACAGAGAUUGAAAGAAAUUUUGGAACAACAGCAGCAAGAACGAAAUGAUCACAAUUUUCAUGGCAUCUGUAUGUUUUGCAAUGCAGAAUUCAUCGGAAACAGAUCUGUUCUUUUGAACCACAUGGCCAGAGAACAUGCUUUCAACAUUGGGUUGCCAGACAACAUUGUAAACUGCAGUGAAUUUUUAUGUACAUUACAGAACAAGCUUGACAACUUGCAGUGCUUAUACUGUGAAAAGACCUUCCGUGACAAAAACACCCUGAAAGAUCAUAUGAGGAAAAAACAACAUCGUAGAAUCAAUCCUAAGAACAGAGAAUAUGACCGAUUUUAUGUCAUCAAUUAUUUGGAACUUGGAAAAUCGUGGGAAGAAGUUCAAUUGGAAGAUGAUCGGGAGUUGCUAGACCAUCAGGAAGAGGAUUGGUCUGACUGGGAAGAGCACCCUGUCUCUGCGGUCUGCCUGUUUUGCGAAAAGCAUGCGGAAACAAUUGAGAAAUUGUCUGUCCACAUGGAGGAUGCACAUGAAUUUGAUCUCCUCAAAAUAAAGUCAGAACUUGGCCUAAAUUUCUAUCAGCAAGUGAAAUUGGUCAAUUUUAUUCGAAGGCAGAUUCACCAAUGUAGGUGUUAUGGCUGCCAUGAGAAGUUCAAAUCCAAAACUGAGUUAAGGGCUCACAUGGAAGCUGCCAAACACACCGUACUGCUCCCCGGGAGAGAGGUCUGGGACCAACCGCAGUAUUACUUUCCAACGUAUGAGAAUGAUACACUGCUGUGUACACUCUCGGAUAGCGAAAGUGACCUGACCGCACAGGAACAGAAUGGAAACAUCGCCAUCAUCAGUGAAGACACAUCGAAACUCUAUGCUCUGAAACAAAGCAGUAUUUUGAACCACUUGCUACUUUAGGAGCCCUUGGGGGG